AUGAUUCCACUAGUAAUUUUCCAAAUUAUAAUUUGUAUUUUGUUGAAUGCAACGAAUGGAGUCGUAAUAAAAGUCGGACAUUUGCUCCCUCAAAAAUUACAAGUGCAGCAUGAACCCGAAGUUCUUAAACUUUGCGUUAAAGACUUGGAAAAAAGGCAGAUCCUUCCGAAAAAUAUAUCUUUUGAGAUCAUAACGAAAGUAUCGUGUAUCAAAUUUUGUGGUGUUGAAAAUGCGGCCUAUUUGCACUUUUUAUACAAUGCUUCCUUAUUUUUGGGACCUGGUUGUAUCGAAGAAAUGACGGUUGUCGGUCAAUUAGCUUCACGGUGGAAUACACCAAUAAUUGCGCAUCUAUCUGGUGCCGAUUACUUAUCAAACCAUUCAAUUUUCUCUACUCUCGGAUCUGUCGCGUUAACUUCGGCACAUGAAAUGGCACGAGCCACCUUUUCUCUUCUCCAUUUCUAUGGCUGGAAAAAGAUAGCGAUUGUCCGACCUGUCGCAGACUUUGAGAAACUUUCCAUUCAUGGCCUUCGUUCAUUUACGAAGCAUGGUCUUACCAUCAAUGAGGAAAUCAUUAUCGACUCAGAUGCGACAGUUGAUGAAUUAAUUAGCAGCAAAACAUUUAAUAGUAUUCAAAGCGCUGCAAGAAUUUUCGUAGUGGAACUCGGCUUGGAUAUAUCAGCAUCAGUAAAUUUUAUUUUGGCAAUUCAUAAGCAAAAAAUGAGAGGAAAUGAUUUUGUAUUUAUUUUACCAUGGUUACAACAUAAAAAUGAAUUUUAUCCAUGGGAAAUUGUUAAAAAAUCGAACGGACAUGAAUUAAAGGAGGCUUAUGAUAAUACAUUUAUCAUAACAGCCAAUGGAUAUAAUAGAAAAUAUGUGAAAAAUUUCCAAACCAAAUUUUCACGUGAAACUGGCAUUACAAGUGAAUUUUUUUCAACUCUAGUAUAUAUGUCAUUAUAUGACUCGUUAUAUUUGUACGCACUUGCUGUUCGAGAUGCUUACGAUAUUGCUAAGGAUGAAGAUGUUUAUAAAGAUGGGGCCUUAAUUUGGAAUAAAAUGACAGGAAAGCAAUUCAUUGGUAUGACAGGACAAGUGUUAAUUAACCAUAAAGCUGAAAGAGUUCCAAGUUACACAACUUUUCUAAUAAAAAAUGGAGAAUUGCAAAAUGUUGUAGAAUUCGAAGCUAAACUUGGUGACUCAAGAUCGUGUCAAUUGAAGGAUGAGCAUUGUUCGCUACAUGUUCCACAUGAAUUACUAGUUAAUUACUGGCCAUCACCGAGUGGCGUGAUGCCACCAGAUUUCCCAACUUGUGGAUACGAUGGUGCUCUUUGUGACUAUACAAUAUAUUUCAUUAUUAGCGGUGCAAUACCUCUUAUUACAUCUCUAAUAAUAGCUGGAUAUGCAUUUUAUAGAAUACAAUAUAAUAGAAUGUUGUACGACAUGACAUGGCGCAUUUCACGGCACAGUGUAAAACUAUUGGAUGAAACAUGUGCUAAAUCACGUUCUUCAAUGGCAACUUCAAUCACAUCGCGUUCGAAGGCUGCAGGCCAACAGGCUAUAUGUGAUGGUGUACCAUUAACUUUCAUCAAGUUUAUUCAAUUAAAGAAUAUUUCGUUUUCGAAAAAUCAUUUGCGACUAUUAAAAGAGUUAAAAACGAUCGAGAACGACAAUUUGAACAAAUUUUAUGGUAUAUGUUUUAACCAACAAAAUGAAUUAUUCAUACUGUGGACGUUUGUACCUCGUGGAACUCUUGAAGACGUUCUUUUCAACUCCGAUCUGAAAUUGGGAAGGAAUUUUCAAGUUUCUUUCGCAAAAGAUGUUGUAAAGGGACUUUUAUUUCUACAUUCGUCUAAAAUAGAAUGUCAUGGCUUCCUUUGCUUGCAAAAUUGUCUUGUCGAUUCAAGUUGGAAUAUAAAAUUAACUAAUUAUGGUUUGCAUGCUCUGAUCAAUGAAAAAUUGGAUGCAAACGAUAUAAAACGAGUUGAAGAUGAUGAGAAUACAAUUAAUGAAAAUGCAUCUUUCAAAAAAUAUGUACAGCAAGCUCCAGAAGUAAUCCGAGUUUUGCUCACAACUAAAGAAUUACCAAAACCGACUCAAGCUGCUGAUAUUUACGCUCUAGGCAUGAUCUUAUACCAAAUUUUAUUCCGACUUGAACCAUUUUACGAACGAACGAGAGAAAAAUUACUGGAGAAAAUUGCUAUGUGUAGUGAAGAUGAUCAAUGCAUUCGACCUACAUUUCCAGAAAUUUCGUCAGAAGAGGGCUAUAAUCUUCAGUUACUUAGUGCUUUAGAGGCCUGUUGGCUCGAAUUAGCAGAAAUGAGGCCCACUGCAAAAAAAAUGAAAGUGAUCGUCAAUGCUAACCUAAAAUCUACAGAACGAGGAUCGCUUGUUGAUCAAAUGAUCAAAAUGAUGGAAGAGUACACAACGAAUUUGGAAGGGCUGGUUAAAGAUAGAACGGCUUUAUUGGAGGAAGCACAGCAACAAGCAGAUAAACUAUUGUAUAACAUGCUGCCGAGUGCAACAGUUUUAUUCUCAGAUAUUCGUGGAUUCACGAAGCUUUCGGCUACUUCAACACCAUUUCAAAUCGUUACAUUUCUUAAUAGUCUUUUCUCAGGAUUCGAUGCAAUUAUUGCUGAGCAUGAUGCUUACAAGGUAGAAACAAUUGGAGAUGCAUAUAUGGUAGUCUCGGGUCUUCCUAAAGAGAACGGCAAUUCACAUGUGCAAAAUAUUGCAGAUGUUGCAAUAAAAAUGAGAGAUUUCGUAGCCAAUUUCAAACUGGCGCACAAACCAGAUGAACAACUCAUGGUUCGAAUUGGAUUUCACAGUGGAUCAGUUGCAGCAGGUGUUAUAGGAAUAGCUGCCCCAAGAUAUUGUCUCUUUGGUGAUACAGUAAAUACAGCAUCACGCAUGGAAAGUACAGGCGUUCCAAACAAAAUCCAGAUCAGUGAACAGUCUUUUAAUUUAUUGCAUUGUUUUUUUCCACAAUUCAAGAUUAAUGAGAGAGGAAAAGUGGAAGUAAAGGGAAAAGGCGAAUGUAUAACAUACUUCUUAGAAGGUAAAAAUUAA
This is a messenger RNA of Dracunculus medinensis (Guinea worm), 3063 nucleotides long. The record is from the annotation of a GenBank genome assembly. NCBI's taxonomy places the organism in Eukaryota, Metazoa, Nematoda, Chromadorea, Rhabditida, Dracunculidae.